This is a messenger RNA of Cinara cedri, 821 nucleotides long. The record is from the annotation of a GenBank genome assembly. NCBI's taxonomy places the organism in Eukaryota, Metazoa, Arthropoda, Insecta, Hemiptera, Aphididae.
AUGGAUAUCGAAUACCAAAAAGGAAAUGUAGGUGACCCUCUGAAUAAAAAAUGGGAGAACAUAAAAUCAGCUAUCAAAAAGGCAGCGAAAAAAGAAAAGAAAGAACCUAGAAAAGCAUGGAUUGACAAGGAAAUAGUAAAACUUAUAGAUAAAAGACGAAAAUAUAAAACAAUAAUACAAGAGAAGGACAACAAAAGUAUCGUCAACUAAGGAAUCAGGUUAACCGAAAAGCAAGAAAAGCCAAAGAAGAAUGGUUAGAGCAGCAGUGCAGCGAAAUUGACGAACUAUUCAAAGUUAACAAAAUAGAUUAUGCGUAUCAAAAGAUUCAACAAUUUGUGGGAAAAAGAAAACGAAAUUGCACUAAUAUCAGAGAUAAAAAUGGUAAAUUAUUAGUUGAUGACGAGAAUAUAAUAAAACGAUGGAAAGAGUAUAUUGAAGAGCUUUAUGAGGGAGAAAAACUGGAGGAAAUUACAACAGAUGAGGAAGAAACGAAAUUACCCAUUUUAAAAUCAGAAUUUGAGUUACCACUCCAUGACUUGAAACAAAAUAAAACUCCUGGGAUUGAUAACAUAACAGCAGAAUUAUUGCAAUGUGCAAGUACGAAGAUAAAGUACGUUUUAUAUAAACUAACUCAGGAUAUAUAUGAGAAAGGAGAUGUGCCAGAUGAUAACCGCAAAAGCAUAAUUGUAACUAUACCAAAGAAAAGUGGAACAAAUUUCUGUGAACAGUUUAGAACACUGAGCUUACUGACACACGUCUCAAAAAUCCUAACAAAAGUAAUGAAUCGAAGAAUAGAAGGAAAAGUGGAGCCUUUUAAGUGA